Molecule: messenger RNA, 2647 nt
Organism: Cuscuta campestris
Lineage: Eukaryota; Viridiplantae; Streptophyta; Magnoliopsida; Solanales; Convolvulaceae
Source: the annotation of a GenBank genome assembly
GUAAUUUUUUCUUUUUUUAUUCAUAAACCCAUUGACUCAGUCACAAGAAGAAAAUUCAACCAGCUGACUCUCACCUACAAUUGAAUGUUCUCUGACUCUCAGCAACAAUGCAACUUUCAUACGGUAGUUUUUCAAUUUAUAUUUAUCUCCACACCUCACCCAAUCUUUGCUUAACUUACCCUCCUUAGGCAGCAAAAUAAUGACCGGAAACCCGAUUUUUCAGCGUGUUCUGUUUCUGUCAGUACUAUACCUCUCAGCUCUACAAAGCGACUCAUCGCUGGCCACGGCGGCAUACCAUCCUCCUUCCCCGCCCGUCGUCGCCAAGCCCAAUUGCUCCGACAAGUGCGGCGAUGUGACAAUCCCCUUCCCCUUCGGGAUCGGGCCGGCCCGGUGCUUUCUCGACAGCACAUUCGAGAUUCUCUGCAACAACGGGACCGUCCCGGUCCUGUCGAGAUCCGGUCUCGAGGUCCUCGAUAUAGCCUUGCCGGGGUAUUCUCCGGCGGGCGAGCCGAACCCGUUCAGCGAGUACAGGUGGACGCCCACGGGAACGAUCCGGGUAAAGCGGCCAACCUCGUACACGACCUGCCCCGGGAAAGAGAACAAUACCUUAAGGGCUUGGAAUCUGUUUGGGGACAAUUUUUACUACUCGACGGAGAAUUUGUUCGUGUCGGUUGGGUGCAAUAAUCUGGCAGUCAUCAGAGGCGGUGAUCCCACGGUGGUGGGCUGCGAUUCUACUUGCAUCGGAAAUGGCACUAGCAGGUAUAGCUACUGUCUCGGUACUGAUUGUUGUCGGACAUUGAUUCCUUCGGGCAUCCCGGCCAGCAAUGGCAUUCGGUUCCUUGAUCAGACUGUUGCUCCCUCCGAUGCGGCACAAGACAAGUGCAAGUUUGCUUUCAUAGUGGACCGGAAAUGGUUUGGUACAGAUCAAAAGGAUCUAAGUACUCUGCGAGACACGGAUUCUUUUCCGGUGGUGAUAGAUUGGGACGUAAACUGCGGAAGUCUGACCCAAGUCGGCCCAUCUGCCGCUUGUGACAUCUACAGCCCUUCCUUGAAUCAAUCUCUUACUUGUUAUUGUCGGAUGGGCUACACUGGUAAUGCCCUUCUUAAAAAUUGCAAAGAUAUAAACGAAUGCGAGGAUUCAAGGGCUUGCGGGUCAAAGAAGUGUGUGAAUACUUUGGGAGGUUAUCGAUGUGAAGAACGUGGAAAGGUUGCCAAAGUUGUUGGUAUAGGAAUCAGCAUCGGAGUAGGUGCCAUACUAUUGUUUCUUUUAGCCUUGUGGGUGUGGAGAGUCAUGAGGAGGAGGAAGGAAACAAAGCGUAAGAAGAAUUUCUUUAAGAGGAAUGGUGGCCUCUUGCUCCAGCGAGAAGUCUCUUCAAGUGAGGGGAAAUAUGUCGAGAGGACACGAAUAUACAGCUCGGUCGAGCUGGAGAAGGCAACCCACAAUUUCAACAAGAAUCGCGUUCUCGGGCAAGGAGGCCAGGGAACUGUUUACAAAGGAAUGCUCGAGGACGGUAGGAUCGUGGCGAUAAAGAAGUCGAUAGCAAUGGACUCGGACCGAGUGGAUACUUUCAUCAACGAGGUCGUAAUUCUUUCACAAAUAAACCACCGGAAUGUGGUGAAACUCCUCGGAUGUUGCUUGGAGACCGAAGUUCCUCUCUUAGUGUACGAGUUUAUUCCAAAGGCAACUCUCCAUUACUAUAUCCAUAACCCGAUCGACGAUGAAUUUUCUUUAACUUGGGAAAUGAGGUUGAGGAUUGCCUCUGAGAUUGCGGGAGCCCUAUAUUAUCUCCACUCCGCUGCUUCGAUGCCCGUAUAUCAUCGGGACAUCAAGUCGACGAAUAUAAUGCUUGACGAGAAGUACCAAGCCAAGGUAGCCGACUUUGGGACGUCAAAGUCGGUUUCCAUUGAUCAAACCCAUGUCACCACUAAAGUCCAAGGGACGUUCGGAUACCUCGACCCGGAGUACUUCCAAUCUAGCCAGUUCACCGAUAAGAGCGAUGUGUAUAGCUUUGGGGUGGUCUUAGCCGAGCUUUUGACGGGAAAGAGGCCAAUCACGAUGUUGGAAUGCGAAGAGCACCGAAGUCUCGCGACAUAUUUCGUACUAGCAAUGGAGAGGGGUCAAUUGUUCGAGAUUCUUGAUCGACAGGUUAGGGAUCAAGGCUCGGAGGAACAAAUAGCCGGUCUUGCUGAGCUCACUCGGAGGUGCCUCAGUUUAAGUGGUAGAAGUAGGCCGACAAUGAGAGAAGCCGUAUCGGCAUUAGAGAACAUACUUAGAAUGUCGUCGGGUUGUGAUCGAUCGAAUCGGGAGGAAUUGUUAGGUGUUGUUGAGACUGAGAGAACCAAAUCAUUGGUGCAGUCUUGGGAUGAGUAUUCGACGGAAUUGUUUGCUUCAAUUGAGGAAGACAACAUAUCAUCUUCAGACAUCCCUUUGACUACUAGGAAUCAGAACUAAGCGUGUCAUCAAUUAUAAUGUGACUAUAGUUGAGAGGAUAACUUGCCAGAAUUUCUCUAUUCGUUAUGAGGGUUUGCAUAAUGUAUAAUGUACGGUAAACUUACACUACACGUCCCAGUUUUUGAAUUAUAUAGAUAAAUUUACUUGCACUAAAUUCCAGUUUUUGAAUUAUAUAGAUAAAUUUUGUCUGUUUAA